Molecule: messenger RNA, 2676 nt
Organism: Colletotrichum orchidophilum
Lineage: Eukaryota; Fungi; Ascomycota; Sordariomycetes; Glomerellales; Glomerellaceae
Product: ubiquitin interaction domain-containing protein
Exons: 7
Coding region: 1-2676 (891 amino acids)
Biological process (GO): protein deubiquitination
Cellular component (GO): cytosol; nucleus
Source: RefSeq, a predicted model, not a curated record
AUGGCGCCCGAUCCAACGGCAGAGGAUGUUGACAACUUUCUCGAGUUCUCGGGACUGGACCCCGCGAGAGACCGCAACAUCGUGAUCACAGCACUCAAGAGCAACAGCAAUCGGGAUGAGCUUGCGUCAGAGGUCUUGAUAGAUGGAGUCGAUGUGUUUCGGAGAAAGUACACUUGGGAUGACACAGCGUUUGGGGCGGGUCGCGAAGGAGAGCCGAAUCACACUGGGAUAGCUUUCAACAUCGAAGCGCCCGACAAUGCCGUCAUACAAGGCGUUAUCCCUCCGCCCGACAACGGCUUCUACGGGCCUUCCGCAGGCGCGCCCUCACGACCACCAUCGAGAACAAAUAAUCGAUCGCCGCUUGGAGCCCCUAGUACCGCUGCGCAAGAAGAGGAUGAUUACAACCGGGCUAUUCGUGACUCCCAACGGGACGCAGACUACGUACCUCAGGAAGCCGGCGUCACGGGCGGCGGCGCCAACGCCCCGCAUUUUGGACCUGCCAACCGGUCUGACUAUGAUCAGAACAGUUGGGCCAUGGUGACAACCGCAACGAGCUCUUACCAGACGACAGUCGACGACGAUCCCGCACCUUCUGCGAGAAAGCGAGAGGAAGACGCUCCGGCGUUCCUGGUCCAGAGAACCACGGCACGCACGUCGAAGCACCAUCUAGAUUCUGUGUUAACUAUUCUGCAUGAGAUUCCCCUUGCACGCAAUAUCCUACUGCAGGGUGGCGAACAAGCCGCCAGUUAUGGCCACAACAGCGAAUGGUGGAAAGGUCAACCGAUCUAUGCUCCUCACGUCCUUGCCGCCAUGAGCCAAGGCGAGCUUCUGUGGGCCGAAGACACGAAACCAGACUUUCAUGAGGAGAUUCAUCGCCUGAUGGCCUUUCUAGAUCUGACCGAGAGAAGCUACGGGUCUAUCGAUUCCAUGGCCGAUCUGGUUCCCAAAACCACCUUCGCAACAGAGAGACAGUUCUUUGACACACUCGUAGAAAAGACUGAUGCCGAUGUCAUCAAACCCCUGACGCACUUGGCAUGCCCCAUGUCUACGGGCACACUGGAAAAGACUCAAGAUCCACAAAGAUUUGCAUUCUUGAAUUUCGAGUUGACGAAAAGCCAGUAUGAAAAGACGACGACUCUGUACGAGGCGUGGAACUGGAUUGUGUGGCACGACGUCAUGACGUGGCUGGAGCUCAAUGCAGAUACCGGAAUGGUUGUUCUCGAUGACAUGGGCGAGGUCAUGACGGUCGUUAUUGACGGCGAUGGCACACCCGAGAAACUCGACAUUCCCGAAGUGUGGUAUCCUGAGCGCUAUCUCGAGAGUCGAAAAGAAGAGGCAAAGAUCUGCCAAGAACACCUUGCUUGGGUGCAUAGGAUGCUCUACGAAGCAGAGUCCAAAGAGUUCGAGCUUACCAAGUGGAUUGAUCCGAAGACGGACAAGGUUCACAACAAGGAGGAAAUGCUUGAAAAGACGAUCAAAGAGUACGAGAGCCACGUGCGCUACUUGGAUGGCCUGGGGCGGUUUAGAGAGCUGCGAAAGUCGGAUGACGAUGAGCAAGGCAAUAUCCGUUUGGAAGAUGUGCCGUGCGUCUUGUCUGAAGCUGAAGAAGAACUGUUCAAAAGCUCGCAAAAGGUGCUCCAGAGAUGCAAGUGGCAGCUUGCUCAAGUCAAGGAGAAACAGCAGAAACUCAAGUGGGAACGUGAGAGGCUUGAGGAAAGGAAGCAAUACCUCAAUGCUCUACUCACAGACCCUGACAAGCCAGGCUUGAGGAAGCCCUUCACCGGCAAGAAGUACCUCUUGAGGGGAAUAGCAACACAGCAGAACGUGACAUAUGUCUGCAGGCGAGCCGAGCCGACACUCAUAGACAUUGACGAGACACCGACUUCGGUAGAUCAGUGGUGGCGCUUGUCGUAUAGUGCCAAGCAAUAUGCAAAGGCCGAGAAAUACACUUUCCAGCAAGUGGUGGAUGCAAUCUACUUUGAGACCAAGAACCCGUUGCUCGUGUAUGCUACAGAAGAUGCAAUCAACACACCUGUGGCACCUCUUUCCGACGCCCUUUUACGUUUCGCCAAGGCUGAGAACAAGAUUUUCAGGCAGGAACUGAACCAGGAAACUACGGACGAAGUGUCGAACCUGAGAAACACGAAUAUGUCACCAAUUUCGCCGUCCAAGAGGAAAUAUCGGUCGGGCAGCGUCGACUCCAUGGCAACUAAUCGAGCUUCGUUGGGGAACAGCGAUACAAACUCCCGCGCCGGGGAUUUCGAGAUUGAAACGGAUCCCUUUGGCGACGGAGACGGCACCAUGGACACGGAGAUGACCGAUCUGGCAGCAAGACAAGGUAACACAGAGACGCAAGACCAGAGCCUAGUCCAGGUCAUGUACUCUAGUGAGACGCAAGACAAGGCACGAGGUUACGGCACCAAAUCGACCGGCAUUGGCCAGGACCCACGGCUAUCGGCCAAUGCUCCGACCGACGACGUUACUGAGAUUAGUCGCACAGUGACACCAGACCUUGAAGAGCCGGCCAAGGGACCCGAGAUGCAGGAACGGAGCGGAAGCGGGGCCGGAUCGCCAUUCAUGGCUAGACACUCGAUUUACGGAACGGCACACGACCCAAGAGAUGAGCAAAAGACGAUAAAAAUGAUGGACAUGGAAAUUCCCGACGAGCAUCAGUAG